This is a messenger RNA of Nomia melanderi (Alkali bee), 3541 nucleotides long. RefSeq names its product synaptic functional regulator FMR1 (gene Fmr1). The record is from RefSeq and is a predicted model, not a curated record. Gene Ontology annotation, cellular component: nucleus; neuron projection; cytoplasmic stress granule. Gene Ontology annotation, biological process: mRNA transport; regulation of translation at presynapse, modulating synaptic transmission; regulation of mRNA stability. NCBI's taxonomy places the organism in Eukaryota, Metazoa, Arthropoda, Insecta, Hymenoptera, Halictidae. Gene Ontology annotation, molecular function: translation regulator activity; mRNA 3'-UTR binding.
ACAACGAAUUUGCAGCCUCGAACUCGUGCAGCUGCCCGCUCGCCAGCAUGCCUACUGCAAAGGAGGCGAGCCGUCACACAAAAGCAAGAUGGAGGAUCUCACAGUCGAAGUAUGCGGCGAAAACGGAGCAUAUUAUAAGGCCUUUGUCACCGAUGUCUUUGAAGACGAGGUUCUGGUACAAUUUGAAAAUGAUUGGCAACCAGAAUCAAAAUUUCCAUUUGCUCAAGUACGUCUACCUCCAAAAGAUGGUCCCAAAGCUGAAUUUGUGGAAAAUCAGGAAAUCGAAGUAUUUUCUAGGUCCAAUGAACAUGAACAUUGUGGAUGGUGGAAGGCACUCAUUAAGAUGAGCAAAGGAGGUUUUCAAGUAGUCGAAUAUUCAGGAUGGGAAUGUGCUUAUACCGAAAUUGUAGCUAGUGAGCGACUGAGGGCCAAAAAUCCUAAUCCCCCUAUUGAUAAAAAUACAUUUCACAAGAUCGAAAUCGAAGUACCUGAAGAUCUACGAGAAUUUGCCAAAGUGGAAAAUGUACAUAAGGAAUUUCAAAAAGCGAUAGGUGCGGCAGUGUGCCGAUAUGUGCCUGAACGAGGAGUAUUGCUGGCCAUCUCCCGUAAUGAAAAUUUACAUCGUCUUAGUAGCGUGCUCCAAGAAAUGCACUUUAGAAGCUUAUCGCAAAAGGUAUUACUUUUAAAAAGAACAGAAGAAGCAGUACGUCAACUUGAGUCAACUAAACUUCAAACGAUCGGGGGAUACACAGAUGAAUUUAAUGUGCGAGAAGAUCUGAUGGGUUUAGCAAUUGGUGCUCAUGGCGCAAAUAUUCAACAAGCGAGGAAAGUCGAUGGAAUUACGAAUAUAGAAUUAGAAGAAAAUUCGUGCACAUUCAAAAUAUUUGGAGAGACACAUGAAGCUGUUAAAAAAGCUCGUUCCAUGCUUGAAUAUAGCGAAGAAUCUAUACAAGUACCACGUAUCUUGGUAGGCAAAGUAAUUGGGAAAAAUGGUCGUGUAAUACAAGAAAUUGUGGAUAAAAGUGGCGUGAUAACAACUGGUUCGAGUGGGAAUGUAUAUACUGAUAGAGUACGUGUAAAAAUAGAAGGAGACAACGAACCUCAACCAACGAUUCCAAGAGAAGAGGGUCAGGUGCCCUUCGUCUUCGUCGGUACCGUCGAAAGUAUUGCUAAUGCAAAAAUGUGUUUGGAAUAUCACUUGGCACACUUGAAGGAAGUUGAACAGUUACGGCAAGAAAAAUUAGAAAUUGACCAACAAUUAAGAAGCAUGCAUGGAUCAACUACAGGACCAAUGCUCAACUUUCCUCCAGCAAGACGAGGAAUAAUUACAGGCCCAGAAGAAGGUAGUGGAGGUCGAGGAGGUCGUGGUGGUCAAUCUCGUGGACGUGGCAACAGGGGUAGGGCUCCUACCAGACACAAUGCCGGUUUACGUCGAGAUACCUUAGACGGUAGUGAAGAUCGCGUAAGAGAUCUACCUCCAAGAGGUGGCCAUCAAGGAGGUACCGGAAAUCCGAGAUAUAUGGGUGGUAGACAAGAACGUCCUCCACUUCAACGUAGAGAUCGUAGAGACGAACGUCGUCGAACCACCGAUGAUGAAGACACAGUUCUUGAUAGCCAAGAUGUUUCAAGCAUUGAUAGAGAGUCUGUAUCAAGUGUGGAGGGAGGACCUAAAAGCGUAAGGCGAAGACGACUUCGACAUUCUCGGCAGCGUAGUUCUACACCAACAAAUAAUCGAAGAGGCAGCAAUGCCGGCCCAAGCGAACAAUCAACAGUAACUAGUAAAGAAGGAACACCAGCAAAUGACAUUUCUGCUACUAAUAACAGUUCCCAAGGGCCUAAGGGCCAAAGAGAACAACGGGCACGUCCUCCUCGUAUGCAACAGAGCAACAAGCCUAAAGAAGCUCUGGUUAAUGGUACCAGUGGCUAAAUAACCAUUGUGGUCGACAAAUGCUACUUAUGUAUAACAUUACACCUGAUGAGAGCUAUUAACACCCAGCACAUACAUGACGCAUACCUACGCAAGGACUACACGAUUAUGGAACGCGACAUGAUUAGUCUACGCUCGUUGUUAAGACUGUUUGCUACCGAUAAGAAUACGACAGUUGUUAAAGAAAUCGUCAUUCUCCUUAAACACAUUUAAGGACACAUAUUAAUAUCCAUGCAUGGUUUAGUUUAAUGAUAGUAGUUAUACUAUCAUGUUUGAUAUAUGGAUACAUUCAUUGGGAGGUAGUAGAAGCAUUUGGUAAAAAGGAAUCCCCUGAUUGUGAAACUGUGCCUCAUUUUUAUACCGAGCUCCCAACUUGUGUGACAGCAAUUUGGACGUACUGUAAAGUACCUCUUAAUCACUUGUGAAAUGAUCCAAUAAUAGGCUGGAUAUACGUGGCUCGUACGUCAAUUAUCAAUUUGAACAAUUUUCGUCUAGAUGUGUCGCUAUAUUUACCGCAAAAAACACACGAUACCUACAGAAACACAUAAUGUAAUCAGUUAUUGUUAUUUCUAUAUUUCAUUAAUGAGUUCUUUGUUGCAAAAAGUUUUCAAUAUAUUUAACACCAUAUUACGUAUAAAAGAUCCGAUGUUUGUUAUUAUGUACUUAUUUUUGGAGAAGCGUCAAUUAAGCCCACUGGAUAUAACAGUUUUGCGACAUAACUAUGACGAAACGUAAUGUGAAGCAGGAAAAAUGAAUUUCCGUUGUUAGACCUAACAAUGGUAGGCGGCAGCUGCAUGAAAUCUGGGUUAAAAGGUAUUCCCAAUGAUGUUCCUUCUACUUACUUCACAAGAUUUGAGUUUUUUUUUUGAUUUACGAUUAUUAGUAGAAUUAUUUAACGACACUAGAUUUUUAUGUUUCAAUGCUGAGUGUUGAUUAAUAAUACCAUGAUGAAUGCUAAAAUGACUUAUUUGAUUGUAAAAAAACACAAAUGGGUGUGCACAAGAAGUCGGUUUUUAUUUUCGGGUUCACUUUCACGUAAUUUAGCCUUUUUUUUUAUUACAGUCUAAGCAUACUAUAUCAAACAUUAGGAUUUGAUAUGAAGUUCAUUUCCGCAUUGUUUCGCAUGAUUUAAAAGGAAAGUAAACGUAUACUUAGUAAUACCAAUGUAUGAUGUGCCAGAGAAGGAAUGAUACAUGUUUUAUGAUAUCUAGCUGAAGUGCAGACUUAGCGCAUACCUUUAUUACUAUAAUACUACUUAGUCGAAAUGUGGAUGUCUGAAAAAAUAAACUAGCUUUACUAUACUAAGCUAUAAAAUAGAUACGGUGAACUGUUUUAAAUUGACUAUUAGUGAAAAUUAAAAAUCAAGUGUCAACUUAAAACAGUUGCCUCUUCUUCCGGAUAUGACAACAACUAAUCGGACGUGUCUCAUGGAUUUUGCAAAAACGCAUGGCGGUUGAUGCAACACUUGACACCAACAAAACAGCUGCCAUUUUAUCUGAAUAUUCUUAUGGCGGCCAGAAAAACUGAGAUAUCCCCCAACUUGCUUGUUUCAGAUACAUUUGUAUUGAUUGCAGUUUGUGCAUAAUUUAAGAAUAAAACAUUUCUGUACAUAGA